Aedes albopictus (Asian tiger mosquito) is the source of this 1055-nucleotide messenger RNA. RefSeq names its product CLIP domain-containing serine protease B4. NCBI's taxonomy places the organism in Eukaryota, Metazoa, Arthropoda, Insecta, Diptera, Culicidae. The record is from RefSeq and is a predicted model, not a curated record. Bases 71 to 976 code for a protein of 301 amino acids. Gene Ontology annotation, biological process: proteolysis. The transcript has 3 exons. Gene Ontology annotation, molecular function: serine-type endopeptidase activity.
GAUAGUUCCUAUAAAGUUCAGUUUGUUUAGAUCACUUUAUUGGAACAGAUCGUUACUAGACCUUUUUGCAAUGAUUGCAAUAUUUCUGUUGCUACUAUCGAUUACGGCUGUCCUUGGAAUUCCUGCUGCCGAUGAAACCGAAGCAUCCAACGCCGUCAGUUACACCCUACCAAGCCCCGGAGUAUGCGGGAACAGUCUUGCCGAUCGUAUCCUCGGAGGAAAUAAAACUGCCCUAAGCGCCUAUCCGUGGACUGCUUUACUGGUGGUCGAGCCACGGACCGGAGGGGCCGAAUCCUUCGGUUGCGGUGGCUCAUUGAUUUCCGAUCGUUUCGUGCUGACGGCUGCCCACUGCUUCCGGGAGCUUCCUGAUUGGGCUCACGUGGUACGUGUCAGACUAGGUGAGUGGGAUCUAGAAAGUGAUCCCGACUGUAAUGAAGGAAACGUUUGCAACGAUAAACCUCUGGACGUGAAUCUGGACAGCCAUGUUGUGCAUGAGGAUUACGACUCGAAGAAUUUACAUAACGACAUUGCGCUGAUAAAGUUGGCGAAAGAGGUUACAUUCACGGAGUACAUUUCACCGGUAUGCCUUCCUCUAACUGACGAGCUCCGGAGUCUACCAGAGCAAGGAAAAGUAUUCACCGUGAUUGGCUGGGGUACCACAGAACGUGGACAGGAGGUUCCUGGCGUAUACGGUAGUCGGUACAAACUAGAAGUUGACGUUCCGGGUGUGGGUUUGGAGACAUGCCGUGGACCGUACCCGAAGCUGUUGGACUCGGAGCUGUGCGCUGGUGGCGAGGCAGGCAAGGAUUCGUGCCAAGGUGACUCCGGUGGCUGUCUGGUGGCUCCGGAGAGUGAUGGCUAUUGGUACCAGUACGGUGUUGUGAGCUGGGGAUAUGGGUGUGGUACAGCAGGUGUUCCGGGAGUGUACGCUCGCGUUAGCAGUUUUACCGAUUGGAUCAAAGCGAAUAUGAAAUAGUUGACUAAAGCUUUAAGAAGUACUUUUAAAAUAAAUUAAAUCAAUUUAAUAAAAGAACAUGUUUUACUAAAUAGUUCAA